Eubalaena glacialis (North Atlantic right whale) is the source of this 1030-nucleotide messenger RNA. RefSeq lists its product as uncharacterized. Bases 1 to 834 code for a protein of 277 amino acids. Lineage: Eukaryota; Metazoa; Chordata; Mammalia; Artiodactyla; Balaenidae. The transcript has 6 exons. The record is from RefSeq and is a predicted model, not a curated record.
AUGGCUACAAAUGAAGACGGAUACAGGUGUGCCCUACCAGCAGCUCAGAUCCCACAAGGGCGUUGCCAAAAUGAUGAACACCUCUUGGUGCCCCGCUCUGAGCUGAAGAAGCAGUCACCAGAGUCAUCUGAUGAGGCUCCUGAGAUCCCAUUCCUCUCUUACACCUGGACCAUCACAUUCCUCACCAUCACCGGGGUGGACAGGACACUAAUUUUACCCCACUUCAACCUUGAAUUGAGGGGGGUGGGGGGAAGGCGGCUGAGUUCCUUCCCCCACCCUCCAGCCCUGAGACCUGAGAGGGGGAUUGAGCCUGAGAGAGAAGGAGAAGGAGUUUCUUCUUCUUCGAAAAUCCCCCAUCUACGACUCCUACCCCCUCACCCCUCCACUAGCCUCCCUCCCGAGCCCCCUCCAUCCUCCUCCUCUUUGGCCGUGAAAGGAGAGAAAGAGACCAAAAGCCUCUUAGCAACACAGACCCUUCUCUGCUGCUGCUGCUGCUGCUGCUGCUGCUGCUGCUGCUGCUACUGCUGCUGCUGCUUGGCCCUGGCUGGAGACAUCUCACUACACCCGGGAGCAGCCACUUCCCCAGCUCUCCUCCUCCUUCGCCUCCUCCUCCUCCUCCACUCCCCCCCCUUUAUUACCCUUUGUGUCAUCCUCCACAGCUCCAGGGAAGGCACUCAAAAGUGGGGGGCAGGAAAGCUUAGAAGUCAUCCCUUCUGCGGACAUUCUCCGAUCUUUUCAUUUUGCAUUAGGUGUACCUCCUCUGUGAACAUCUGUAGUAUCCUGUGCAUACUCAGAUGCUUAUUGAAGAUAUCAGUUUCUGCGUAUGGGAAGUAGCUAUUGAAGGGUAUAUGGUUUACAGACAAGAUCUUUAAAAAAUAGACACUCAAGGACCAAGGAAAUAUAUACCAGAAGCGAAGAGCACAGAAUAUUUUUCUUCAUCAAUCUGUAGAACUGUGAUACUCCUCUAAUUCCAUCAAACACAAAGGAAUGAUCACCUUGGCAGAUGGCCACAGAGGACGUCAACAAUUAU